UAAUUUCCUUUCCUAGCUGAGGGAGUGACAUGAUCAAACACUUAGUCAACUUCUAUUUUUCUUUAGCUGUGUUUGAUUUGGACGCAAAGGUCUGGAAAAUGCAUGCUUGCUAUUUAAUGGAAAUUUUGUCCGUUUAUCUGCUUGGACUAUUGCACCUUCAUGCAUUCAAUUUUGAUGCAGAAAACCCAAUCAUUUAUUCGGGGCCUGAAGGAAGCUAUUUUGGAUUUUCUGUCGAGUUCUACUUGCCAGAUGGUGGGAAUCCAGGUGUGCUGAUUGGUGCCCCCAAGGCAAAUACUACACAAGAAAACAUAAUAGAAGGUGGAGCAGUGUUUCUCUGUCCUUGGUCAAGUAAUGGAAAUCACUGCAACAUAAUACCAUUCGACACGGAGGGUAACCGACAUAUUCACAAUGUCAUAGAAGAAAUGAAAGAUUACAAAUCCCAUCAAUGGUUUGGGGCUACAGUCAAAUCACUCAAGGACCAAGUUUUGGCCUGUGCUCCAUUGUACCACUGGAAAUAUUCACGGACCAUCAACUCCAAGGUCGAGACUGGUGGAGUGACGCCAGUGGGCACGUGCCGAAUAGCAGUUCAAAACUUCAGGAGCUACGCAGAAUAUUCACCCUGUCGUUCCAAUAUUUUGCAAUGGCAGCUUAAUAUAUCAAACAUCCCAGAUCAGCGUUUUUGUGAAGCCGGCUGGAGCAGUGUAAUCACGGAGGCAGGAGACAUACUACUUGGUGCACCUGGCAGCUACUUCUGGCAAGGUCAGUUAUUUGCUACCAGCAACAUUGACAUGAUUGUUAAGGAUUACCAACGUGAUCAGCCUCUGAGACCACUAGGAUUAAAAAAAGAAACAAAAGAUGCCAGAGGGAAAAAAGAUAACCAUUUUGAAGGUUACUCACUCGCUAUGGGGGAAUUUACAGGAGACUCUGUUAAAGAUUAUCUUCUGGGAGCUCCCAGGGCAAAACACGCAUUGGGAUCGGUAAUUAUUGUAGAUUCUAUGACCAUGAUUAGCAAACAAACUAUUGCCGGCGAACAGGUAGCUGCGUAUUUCGGCUAUGUGGUGGCUGCCACAGAUAUAAACAGUGAUGGGAGAGACGAUAUCUUAGUCGGAGCGCCUCUAUUUAUGAACCUUGGACAGGAUGGCAAACAGCGUGAGGUCGGGCGGGUUUAUGUUUAUCUCCAAGAUCAGCUUGAAAACUUCAAGCAGCCAACACAGACCAUCACGGGAACUGAUAAGUUUGGGCGCUUUGGCAGUGCCAUCACCAUCCUUGGGGACCUUGACUCUGAUGGAUACAAGGAUGUGGCAAUCGGAGCACCAUAUGCUGGUGAAGAUGGCAAUGGAAGAGUGUUCAUUUACCUGGGCCAUGCUAAUGGACUGCUCUCAAAAUCUUACCAAGAGCUGAAGGGAACCUGGGCCCCUGGUUUAGUAUCAGCAGGAUUUGGCUUCUCGCUGCAAGGAGGCGCAGAUAUAGAUGCAAAUAACUACACCGAUUUGAUUGUUGGUGCUCAUGAUGUUGACAAAGUUCUACUGUACAGAGCAAGGCCUGUUAUAACAGCAGACGCCCAUAUCAUACUUGUGCCUGACAUUCUAAAUCCAGAAGAAAAAAAAUGUGUAUUGUCACAGAAAUCUACCUUAGUGACAUGUCUUGAAGUUCGGGUUUGUUUAAUGGUAAAAGGACAUGACAUUGGCCACCAAUAUGCUUUGAAUGGUCAAAUCGAGUUGGACAAAAAUAAGCAGCGUUCCCAGCGACGAAUCCUUUUCCUGCAAUCAUACCAAGCCCAGAAAAAUUUCCAGUUUUCUCUGACGAGAAAUAAACAAGCAGCCUGCCAAAAUUUCACUGCCUACCUCAGGCAAGAAACGGAGUUUAAAGACAAGCUCAGUCCGAUUGUUGUGACUGUGAACUGCAGUCUGUCUGAGGAGCAACAGCUGGGUUCUGGCAAACUGAAGCCAGUGCUGAGUCCCCGCAGUCAAACCUGGGUGACUAAAAAGACUCGCAUUCUUCUGGACUGUGGAAAUGAUGGAAUAUGCAUCCCAGAUCUCAAAUUAAAUGCAACAGUGUAAGUCUGUUUCAUGUUUCGGUUU
Molecule: messenger RNA, 2081 nt
Organism: Chiloscyllium plagiosum (whitespotted bambooshark)
Lineage: Eukaryota; Metazoa; Chordata; Chondrichthyes; Orectolobiformes; Hemiscylliidae
Source: RefSeq, a predicted model, not a curated record